AGCCAGCUCUGAGGGAGGUCCCUUUUGCCGUCGGUGGCGGCGUCAUCUCCACGGCCAAUUACGAGGCCAGAAAAUACGGCGUGCGGAGCGCCAUGCCGCUCUUCAUCGCCCGGAAGCUCUGUCCCCAGCUCUUGGUUCGCUCUACGCGCUUCG
Nannochloropsis gaditana CCMP526 is the source of this 153-nucleotide messenger RNA. RefSeq lists its product as uncharacterized. The transcript has a single exon. The annotation marks the transcript as partial. The record is from RefSeq and is a predicted model, not a curated record.